Messenger RNA from Phalaenopsis equestris, 2440 nucleotides. Its product is annotated as protein MALE DISCOVERER 2-like. The transcript is spliced from 9 exons. Gene Ontology annotation, molecular function: ATP binding; protein tyrosine kinase activity; protein binding. Gene Ontology annotation, biological process: protein phosphorylation. The record is from RefSeq and is a predicted model, not a curated record. The coding region runs from base 304 to 2214 and encodes 636 amino acids. Lineage: Eukaryota; Viridiplantae; Streptophyta; Magnoliopsida; Asparagales; Orchidaceae.
UUAUAGGAGUAACAAAACGAGCCCUGAAGCAGUCAUUUGUCACUGGGUGAGUUCUUCCAAAUUGAAGGAUUGGAAACCUCCAUUAACGCUUCUCUUUAACUUCUUGCCUUUCCCAGAUUCCCUUUGCCAGCUUGCCCUACAACUCUCCAAAACGACCUCCUCCGUCUUUGUUUUGUCAAUCGGAGGAAAAAGAAAUCCCUCCAUUUGCCGAAACUCGAAAGAAGCCGCGAAAGAUCAGGGGUCUGAUUAUUGGAAAAAGAGUGGAAGAGAUACAUCGGUCUGUUAUUGUUUGUUUUGUGGAGAAUGGAGAGGAUGGAGAAGUGGAGGCUGAGGUUGGAUUCCUUCCUGCUGUUGCUGAUUACUUUAUCGUGCCGGAGGCUGUGUGCCUGCAAUUCUCUAGAUGCCGAAGGCAGGGCUCUAAUGAGCUUUAGGGAGGGGGUGGAGGUGGACCCCUAUGGAGCUCUCGCGAACUGGGGGAGAAGCGGGGUUGAUCACUGCUUUUGGUUUGGAGUAGAGUGCUCUGAUGAUGGGAAGGCAGUUUCUCUGAACUUGAGAGAUCUUUUUCUUCAAGGGAUACUUACUUCAGAGCUUGCGAGACUUAUUCACUUGAAGUCACUUAUUUUGCGGAAUAAUUCAUUUUCUGGAGGCAUACCUAAAGAAUUAAGUAAAUUGUUGAAACUAGAAGUUUUAGACCUGGGACACAAUAAUCUCAGUGGACCAUUUCCACAUUUCCUUAUUCGAAUCGAAUCCCUAAAACUACUUGUGCUAAAAAAUAACAGGUUCAUAAAGGAUAUCUCGCCAAAAUUUUUUGAGCUCAAUAUGCUUUCUGAGAUUGGAGGAGAUGAAGAGAGGUCAUCUUCCAGGAAGGGAUCUGUUAUGAGAAAAGUUGUGAACCAACCGACACGAAGACUUCUGCAACAAAUCAACAGAGGUAAAUUAAAACCUCAUAAGCACGGGGGCCUUCACAGGAGAAACAUCACAUCUGCUCCAUCUCCAGCACCCAUAACUUCGCCAUCACCAUCAUCAACUCCGAAACCUUCGGCAUCAAAUUUGCAGUCUCCCCCAUCCUCCCAUUCCCAUUUUCCAGUCAAUCAUGGAUCGCCACAUCCAUCCAACUCAGCACUACCUCCGUCACCUGGAAAAGAGGAGAAUCACCGGCCAAUCUAUAUUACAGUCGGAGCCGGAGCUUUCGCACUUUUUUCGUUAUCUUCUGUGUACUUUAUCUGCUGUCGUACUGUCAAGGUUGAUACCGCAAAUUCUUGUCAAACUGGCUUGAGUGGAAAGUUGCAGAAAGCAUUAGUUACAGGCGUACCUUCUCUGGAGAGGUCCGAGCUUCAAACAGCUUGCGAGGAUUUCAGCAAUGUUAUUGAUUCUUUAUCAGAUUGCACACUGUACAAAGGAACGCUGUCAAGUGGAGUAGAAAUAGCAGUGACCUCUACCAUGAUCAAGACUGCAAAAGAUUGGUCGGAUAAACAUGAAGCUUUGUUUAGGAAUAAGAUCUCAGUUCUGUCGACAGUGAACCACAAGAACUUUCUGAACCUUAUUGGAUUUUGCGAGGAACAGGAGCCUUUUGCUCGAAUGAUGGUUUACGAAUAUGCUCCAAAUGGGACACUUUUUGAACAUCUUCAUAUAAAAGAAGCAGAGCCCUUAGAUUGGACGACCCGAUUACGCAUCGCAAUGGGAAUAUCAUAUUGCUUGGACCACUUUCUUCGUCUCGACCCUCCCAUCACUUUCAGAGCCUUGAAUUCAUCCACCAUCUACCUAACUGAAGACUAUGCCGCCAAGGUAUCUGAUCUCCCAUUCUGGAAUGAAAUAAAGGAUACCAGUUCGUCUGAUCAAAGCAAUGAUGACUUACAGUCGCCAUUAUCUCAUGAGGAAAUUGUUUAUAAGUUUGGAAUAAUACUUCUUGAACUAAUAUCUGGAAGAGUACCUUUUUCUAAGGAUGAUGGCCUGCUGGUGCUUUGGGCCUCAAGCCACUUGACAGGGAAGAGACCCAUUAAUGGCAUUGUUGAUCAGACCAUCGAAUCGGUGAGUGAGGAAGAUAUAGGCCCCCUUUGUAAGGUGAUACAGUCAUGUGUGAAUCCUGAACCAAUUGAGAGACCGAAAAUGGGGGAUGUUGUGGCACAGCUGAGGCAGAUAACUAAGAUUUCUCUGGAUGCAGCUAGCCCAAAGCUUUCCCCUCUGUGGUGGGCGGAGCUGGAGAUAAUUUCUUAGGUUUAUAUCUAUCGAAGUGUAAAUUAGAAAUAAUUAUCCUCUGGUAAUUUGUGGAUUAUGUAUUAUUAUUAUUUUUUUUUAUGGGUGAUGGAGAUGAUGGAUUUUUUCAAAGUGAGCAGACAUUGGGGGCUUGUUGAGGCGCAUAGUUUUGUAAUGUGGACUGCUUGUGGUUUCAAAAGGAGAUCAGUCUUGCUCUUGUUGUACAAUAAAAAAGGUGAUUUUUUUU